AUGUUGAAGAUUGGAGAAGGAGAUGCAAUGUGGUCAAUGUGGUGUUCCUUUGAAGGUUUGUCAUGGGAAUUGGCCUUGUGCCACGUUUGGGUUCCAAGUAUAAGAGGUGGCUUUAGUUCAAUGGUUAAACGAAGCACAAGGACGAAAUGGGAAGA
Sphenostylis stenocarpa is the source of this 155-nucleotide messenger RNA. The record is from the annotation of a GenBank genome assembly. NCBI's taxonomy places the organism in Eukaryota, Viridiplantae, Streptophyta, Magnoliopsida, Fabales, Fabaceae.